GCCGGGUGCGGUGUGUGGAGGAGCCGGGCCCGGUGCGGUGUGUGGAGGAGCAGGGCCGGGUGCGGUGUGUGGAGGGGCCGGGCCGGGCCGUGAGGCGCGGGGCUCUCACCGAGCAGCUCCCGGUGCUUGGAGCCGGGGGCAGUCAGGCCGCAGGACGGGAUCUGGAUCUCAGCGGGGUUUGCUUUUUACACCACAUCACGAUUUCAGUUAUCCUGCUGAUUCUCCUUACCCUUUCUGGUCCAUCUCUGUGCACUUCCUCCCUAUGAAAUUGGGGAAUUUUUUUAUUCUUUUUUUUUUAAUACAUGUGUACUAUACUGGAUCCCUGCUCUUAUUUUAGGUUUGUACCUCCUAAAGAAGUACAAGUCAAGAUCAUAGAUUGUCACUAACUUACUUUUAAGCCAAACCAAAUGAAAUGAGUUCCUGCCAGGACAUGCACAUCUAGAGAUGAGACUGAAAUCAUUCAGCAGCCAGCCUGGUGUCUGACAGCCACCAUCUCCCUCAUACUUGCAGUAGUUACAAAAUAGUAUUAGUUUUUUUCCUGGAAAAAAGGAAGUCAUAGGUUGCAAGCUGAUUUGUGCAUUACAUAAUUUUUAAAUAACUUCGAAGGUAGUUAGCUACUACAGAGCCAUUUUCAUUGUCAGUAAUUUGUUUUAAUUAUAGGGUAAAGACUUUAAUAUGUUCACCUGCAAGAGUGUCCAGGAACACAUAAUAAACGUAUAAGUUGCACAGUGAAAAAUCUCUGUCUGGUGGAAAUCUUAACUGUAGAGAAAGACUUUUUAUGGUUUUUUUGUUUUUUCAGAAAUAUCUGAAGCACCAGUGCAAUUUUUAGCACAGGAGCAGUUCAGCUGCUAGUUGGAUAAACUGAAAACGUGCAGUUGUAUUGUCAGUGUUUUUAAAAGAAUGCUGAAAAAUUGUAGAGGGCAGCUAAAAGUAAGAAAUAACUUUGUGGCUGAAAAAACUAUUUCACAAUUGGAACAGAUCAUCUACUUAAUUUGUCAAGACUUAAGAGACAGUAAUAUCUUUGAAGCAUCCACAGAGAGUUAAGGUAGUGCUGAGGUCUAGUUGAAUAGAUGGAUUUCCAUUAAACUUUGGUCACUUCAUGGUGAAGUUGAUAUUCUCUAACUGGAAAAAAUAUUAAUUUUUAAGAGGCUUUUUUGCAUCAAGUGGAGCUGUGGUAUAUUCUGCACUGUAAGCAGCAUUUUAGUAAUAUAUUAGUCAUUCUGAAAGAAUAUGAAUCGCCAAUAUCAUUUUGAGCUUCAUGUCCAGCUUUUUUCCUCUUGUUGUGUGCAAUAUAGGGUCACGUUUUGGAUAAUAAACAACAGAGAUUUUAUAAUAAAAAUUUACAGAGCAGCCAGAGUAGGGGGAUUGGAAUGCCAACACAUGUUAUGAAUGCAAUAGAAUUUGAGCAGGAACUCACAGGAAAAAAUUCAAAUCUCUGAGUGAGAUUCAGAAACUUCUGUUGGUUACCUUUGGGAAUAUUUUGCACAGCAGUGCUGCUGUCUCUCCUUAAGAGAAACUCAUCUUUAGAUAAAAAAUGACAGCAAAGAGACAUUGAGGCUGAUGAGGUUAAAUUGGGUCAUAGUUUAAAAUAACAGUUUGUUAAGUGACUUCAAGUUGCAGGCAGAGCCAAAGUAAUUGAUCUCCCAGGCAAUACAUGAAAGUCAAAAUGAAUGAAAAUACAGAGAUAAAAUUAUAAAACAGUUUUUAAAUUGUGGGUUUCCAUAUUACCAUUGGCCAUUCUGACCUCUCAAGAAGAUUAGGCAAAACAAGAAUUAUAUAGGUGAGAGACAAGCACAACGAUAUCUUUUUCAAACAAUAACAAAGUAACAAUUUGUGAUGCACUGCAAGUGCAUAUAAUUUUGUGUUGUACAAGUGGAGAUGUGUUUCAGUGUAACAUCUUGAUCUGACCAGAAGGGUUGGACAGAAUUCAUUUUUAUCAGGAUUGCAUAAAAAUGGGGACAAGAGGGAGCAGUCAGCACACUGCAGGGUGGGAGGCUUUUUAUCCAGAGCAGCCAUUCUUGUGAAAAGCAGUGUUCUACCUGAAAAUGAGCAGGCUUAGAUUUCUGACCUCUGACUAAGGGAAUUUGUUUGUGGGUUUUUUUCCAGAUGCCUGGAAACCUGUAACAUUUAUGGCCUUGUCUCCAGAACUGUAUUUGAUAAAAAUGUUCUGGGUUUGAUUGCCCAGUCUUACUUUUUGUGUCUGCCUUAAUGUAUGAACCAGAUGAAGCUGAUGUUAGCAUCUCUCUGCUCUUUGGAGGAGCUAGCAUUUCACCACCCAACAUGAUGCAGCUGGAAUGAAAUGUUAAGGAUGAGAGAGAUCCAAGGACUGUUUGCAAAGGGAGAAACAAAUGGCAUACAAAUUCUCUCUUUUUCACCUCUAGCUGUGAUUUUUGUGUUGAAAGCAGAGUUCUCCAGACACUGAAACUUCUCCCCUGGCACAGAUGAUGUCCUGCCAGAUGGAAAAUCUGUCAGCAUUUGUUUGGGUUCAUAGCCAAGAACAUAAUGAGGCUGCAGCGUCUGGGGAUAACCCAUGUUCUGAAUGCAGCAGAGGGGAAAUCAUUCAUGCAUGUGAACACUAAUGCAGAGUUCUAUGAAGGCUCAGGCAUCAGAUACCAUGGCAUUAAAGCUAAUGACACACAGGAAUUUAACCUCAGUCGCUACUUUGAGGAGGCAGCUGAUUUUAUUGACAAAGCCCUUUCCCAGAAGGAUGCCAGCCAUUGCAGCAUAACGCUGAGCUGUGACUGUCUCCCUGCAGGCCAGGUGCUGGUGCACUGCCGGGAGGGCUACAGCCGCUCGCCCACGCUGGUCAUCGCGUACCUGAUGCUGCGGCGCGGCAUGGACGUGCGCGGCGCGCUCUGCGCCGUGCGCCAGCAGCGCGAGAUCGGCCCCAACGACGGCUUCCUCAGGCAGCUGUGCCAGCUCAACGAGCGCCUGCUGAAGGAGGGCAAGGUCAAAGCCUAGGCACGGCGCCGCAGAGGUUUUGGUUGCAGUUUGGCAGGGCUGGAGAAGGAUGGGUUAGGCGCUUUGGAGACGCAGAUUUCAAGCGGCGGGCUGGAAUUCCUGCUCGGCUGGUGGAAGUGUCUGUCUGGAACUCUGUGAUGCUUUUGAGAUGGGACAGAAUGUGUCGCUGUUUGGAGCUGUUGCCAAAAAGGGGUGUUUGUAGAGGGAUGACUCCAGCUGUCUCACACAUUUCAGAGCCCUGCAGACUCCAUAGCAUACGUGGUUUGCAUUGACAUUGAAUGUGAUUUGUUUAAGCUUUGGCUUUAGUCUCACCAUGUUAGCAGUGUGCAGGAACACAUAAUCACUGAAAGAUUGUAUGAAGUGCUUUUGUUGAGGAGCUUUGGGUGUCAGGGGUCCAGACCCAAAUCUGACUCCAGCAUGGGUUCAGGAUGAACACGUUUUUAUACCCUUAUUGUUAUAUAACUACCUAUUAAUUAUUAAACUUACAUUGUUCUGUUGUAUACAUUGAUUUCAUUCAAGCAUGGAUUUUUGUAAUUUGACGAGCCCUUGGGGACACUGCACUGGGACUGUCCCAGUGCCACUCCCAGUGUCCCCAUUCCCUGUUCCCAGUGCAAACUGGAGCUGGUGGAGGGGUCCCCUGUGGCCUGCAUGGAGCUGGAACUGUUUGGUGCUGAGGAGGAGCCCUUGGGGACACUGGACUGGGGCUGUCCCAAUGUCCCCAGUGCCACACUCCCAGUGUCCCCAGUGCCAUUCCCAAUCCGAAAAUCUAAUACAUUGAUUUCAUCCAAGCAUGGAUUUUUGUAAUUUCCAUCAAACCCCCCAAACAUAAUUUCUCAUUAUUCUUGUUACAAUUAAACAAUAAUGAUAUCCAAUUACCAAACAAUCAGCACAUUUAACAAUCAUAUCACUUAUCAUAUAACAAUCAUAUCAUUUGCCAUAGUCAUUAAAUGAUUAUACAGGUGCAGUUUUGCAUGAUCCAGUAAAGCCUAACAUUUUCCCAGGGCCUACCAGUCCCAACCUUUCUUUCCAACUCCCCUGAAUAUCCCAUGAUUUUAGAAACAUUUUAUCCCUAUACCAUCAACCAGAGCACCAGCUCCCAAAAGCCGCAGCACAUCCCCUCACUCACUCUUAAUAGGAGCACUAUAAUUUCUAAAGUUUCUUUUUCAUGCACACAGGUGCCUAAAGUUUGAAUGUAGGAGCUUCAAGGAAUGGGAAUGCAUAUGUACAAAUGCACAGAUGCAUUCACUUGGAAAAUAAAGUGUAUGCAGUGUUUUGUGUGGAUUUAUGCAAUACACAGUGUGAGAGUAAAGCCAUGCUGAACCCAUGCUUGAUGCACACUGUGUUUCCAAGAAUAGUUUUUUAUCUCUUCUGUUACAAUGGACAUUAAAUAGUCUGUUAUUAAAUGCUCUUUUUAUUUUGAAGUCAUACUAGGAAAAAAAUGUCAAGAGCAAAUGCUGAGGGAAGAACUUGAACAAGGAAGAAAUAAUAUUAGUAUUUAGAAGUGCUUGUGGUGGAUGUAUCAUUUAAGUAUCCUAAUAUAAUGCCUUUCAAAGCUUGUAUGGAAUUACAGUGUCUUUAUCUCUUCUUUACUGUCACUGUUCAGUAACAGAAUGGAAUGACCACACAUGCAGAUUCCUUCCAACUUAAAAAGCAGUUUGCAGAAGAACACUCUUGACUUCUUGGAUUGCUUGCAUGGUAUCAUGAAAUAAAAAUGAGCAUUGUAAUGUACCACACUGUAUAGGAAAUAUUUACAUUCUAUUCAAAUAAAUGAUGACUUGGUUCUGUUUACUACA
Molecule: messenger RNA, 4754 nt
Organism: Passer montanus (Eurasian tree sparrow)
Lineage: Eukaryota; Metazoa; Chordata; Aves; Passeriformes; Passeridae
Gene: DUSP3
Product: dual specificity phosphatase 3
Exons: 5
Coding region: 2503-2961 (152 amino acids)
Biological process (GO): negative regulation of MAPK cascade; protein dephosphorylation
Cellular component (GO): cytoplasm
Molecular function (GO): protein tyrosine/serine/threonine phosphatase activity; MAP kinase phosphatase activity
Source: RefSeq, a predicted model, not a curated record